AUGUCAUCUUCGGACUCGAUCAUUUCUUCUAGCAAUAGGGGUUCCAAUCUUGCCACUGCCACUCUUUCUGACGCUUCCUCGCGCAGCCAUGGUAUCAACGACAAUCCGAGGCCGACAUUUCCCAGUGCUUUGGAUUCCAGCCCGGUCCCCAAUCCGCUCAUCCGCUCAGGCUCAGGCCAAAGCAACCAAAUGUCGAUUGCAGCACUCAUAGAUCCUCCCCUCCCAGGCCCUACGAAUGACCAGAUCACUGAAGAGCGCAGGCGCAGCAUCAUCGCAAGGGACCGUAAGAGAAGACUCACAACGACUGUAGAAGAUGGUAGAAGAAGGACAAAUAGUGGCAGCUACUAUGAUCGAAGAACCGCUCAUGACGCGUACCGAAUGGAUGGUCCUUCAACCCAAAUGCGGAAUCACACUGUUGCCGCGAACCCUGCACCAGAAGUCAUCGAUUUGACAGAAACUACUCCCUCACCAUCACAAGCAUCAGCACUCUACCGGCACGGCGAGACGAGGAUGAAUCCGACUUCCUCGGCGUCGUCGGGGAGGUACGUUGUGCCUCGCUGGCAACCAGACUCUGAAGUCAACGAAUGUCCUAUCUGCAAGCGACCCUUCAGCUGGAUGUUUCGCCGACAUCACUGUAGAAAGUGUGGGAGAGUGGUAUGCAACGACUGCUCCCCUCAUCGCAUAACCAUUCCCCGACAGUUUAUUGUUCAUCCACCGGGGCCAGAUACUGUUCCGCCUCUGGGGCAAGGGGCUAGAAGCCGACAUGACCCUAUAGACUUGACAGCGGACGGCAACGAUGACGACCCCUUUGAUAAUCCAGCCUCGCCUAACCCGUAUCUUGCACUGGAUGGAGGCGAGAAAGUUCGACUUUGCAACCCCUGCGUACCAGACCCUCAACCCGACCCCUUCCCACACUACCCCGUUCUUGAGAACGAACCCAGUCGACGCGAAUCUCCAUGGAGUCACACACUCGGGCACGCAAGAGCCUCUAGCCACCCGCAGGGUCUUGGGAAUAGACCACCCAUACCGGCAAGAAACGAUUCCCUGCGCAAUCCCAUGAGAUAUGAUGGCUCUGGCCCUCUGCCAAACCGUUCAAGUUGGACCGGUCCUCACCCGUCCCUGACGUCUCCUAGCCAAUAUAGCCUAUCUGCGUUAGUAGGAGAAGCGGCAUCCCCAGCGCCGUCAAGAGAUCGGUUUGCUUCCGAACGCCGGCCCAGCUACGGCAAUUCACAUUCACACUCUCGCCAGCCUCGAGAUGAGUGGGUGGGUGGUCUCAGUCGCAGCACCUAUGUUCCACCACGCGCUCCUUACGAGACUACAGCCACUCGCUUCCCUGUCACCCUGCCGAGCAUCGUUGAUGGCCCAUCACGGCCUCGUCUGGACGAGAGAGAUAUCUGUCCUAUUUGUCAACGUGCACUUCCCCCGAAAGAGCCUGACGGAACCGAGACUGCGCGAGAGGAGCACAUCAUGUCUUGCAUCGUUGCAAGAGACCCCUCGGCCCGAUACGAAGGGGCCGGCGGGCCCUCGCAGGCUCGAAUUUACGUGCUCCCGUUCACCGCGACUGAAAAGGACUGCGUCGGCGAGGACGGGGGUCCGCAAGAGUGCUCGAUAUGUAUGAUUGAAUACGAUGUCGGAGACGAAUUGGCACGGCUGGAGUGCUUGUGCAAGUUUCACAAGAGCUGCAUCAUAGAAUGGUUGGGGCGCAAAGCCGAGUGUCCAGUGCACAAACUUAUAGCAUGA
This is a messenger RNA of Exophiala spinifera, 1740 nucleotides long. RefSeq lists its product as uncharacterized. Gene Ontology annotation, molecular function: metal ion binding. The transcript has 3 exons. Bases 1 to 1740 code for a protein of 579 amino acids. Lineage: Eukaryota; Fungi; Ascomycota; Eurotiomycetes; Chaetothyriales; Herpotrichiellaceae. The record is from RefSeq and is a predicted model, not a curated record.